ACUCUCCUAGCAAGGUAUAUCUCCAAACACACUGACGUUAUAAGGCAGAAGAAAAAACAAUCUGUGUUGAGAAAUGGAAUAAGUAUUAUACUUGGCAAUGGAUAAUUUACUAUGAGAUGGGAAAUGCAAAUGACAAAGAAUCUGAAGAUAAUACCCUUCAAGGAAGAGUGGGAGGGUUUUGGUACAAGCCAAAUAGCAGCGUGAUGAACGCACACUCUCAGAACCCGGAUAUCAACGUUAACAUUCACGCACUUCCACCAGUGGCAUUUCAGACUGUGAGGGGGUGUUUACUUCGACUUCCAUUACAAGAUGGUCAGGAAAUGAAAGAAGAUGCUAUUCAAAGAGUAGUCAAACAUAUCGUCAUGGAAACGUAUGAUCCAGGCAAAGACAUUAUUCUUAAAGGAGACUCCACGAAAGGAGUAUUUUUUAUCGUGGAAGGAAGUGUCACGGUUCUGUCUGAAAAUGGAAACGAAGUUUUUGCUAACCUCGCAGAGGGCGAUUACUUUGGAGAAAUAUCAUUGAUAUUCAACAUUCCGUGUACAGCAAGAGUUCAAACAGAUACGAGCUGUGUUUUAGCUCACCUGGAGCCACAUUCUGCCCAAAGACUGUUUUACAAAGUCGGAGUCGACAUCAUCGACUGGUUUGUAUCACGUCGAUAUUUACCGACUUUGAGUCACAUUGCAGAUCGGUGUCGACGACGCUUGACUUUUUCCACCCUUAAAGCGUGCCCUGUAUUUGGAGGGUGGGGUGAAGAGUCGUUAAAAAACCUGAUCUUAGACCUGGAGUCAGCCAUGAUAAUUCUAUACCAGCCACACACAGCUGUUGUAUGUGUAAAUGACCCCCCUACAGCGCUCCAUGUUAUAAUCCGUGGGAGAGCAGUUAUAAAAGACGACCAGUCAAGAACGUUGGUUACCAUUGAGGUUGAUAACCAAGGAGAUGACCCUGUUGUCAUUGGAGAGGAAGGGCUGUAUCUGGAUCAUCAGAGCAGGGUGUCCGUGAUAACAACCACUGCGUGUGAAAUCAUCCACAUCAAAGAAGAGAGGAUACACAACACCCUGUGUAAGUACGCAAAGGACGCCGGGAAUUCUUGGGAGCAGAGGAAGAAAAGAUGGAGGGCUCUACUUAACAAAAAGGAAAACUUACAUCAGCAAUACCCGGCCCUUCUCCAGUUUGAGGUGAUUUAUCAGCUGCUGAAGAACAGCAAUUCUCUCUCCAAGUGUUCAAUCCACUGUGUUCAACAUUUAGCCCUGCAGGGGAAUCCCCAAGAAUACCAAUUCAACGAUUACGUUUGUAUACAGGAAGAGAUUGAUGACGGUUGUCUAGUCUUGGUGUUGGUUGGAGAUUUGGAACUGGUUACAAAUCCCGACAUGAGAUAUGCUUACACCGUCAACGAGGGGGAGCUUUUCUGUCCGAAUGACUGGAUGGGACCCAACGGAAAAUUAGUAGCAAAGUCCGAAAGCUUGACCUUUAAAAUUGACAGUAGCGUUGUCCUAGAAGCGCUUAAGAUGUUUCCGGAUUGUGAACUGGUACUUCCUGUACAACCGUCCUUGCCAGUGGUCACCUAUAGAUAAUCCAUAUUUGUCCUUAAUAAGUUAAUUAAUUCAAAGAGUAAUUCAUGGUUAAAAGUGAGUUUUAUUACAAGAUUCCAUGAAUCAAAAUCAAUAAUUGAAAACCUUAACACAAUGUAAAAACAAAAACAUAUAAAAUACAUUUGCCAGUUAGUAACGCGGGGACAUUUUGGCACAUCAUCGAAAAAUGAAAUCACUCUACGUAGCACCAUCUGACGGAGAUCAGAAGAUUACCGUGUGUCGUCUGCCAUUCAUUGACAUUGAUGUGUGGACAAAUCGCCGCUUCUUCAACGUCACCGCUUCCAUGAGUUCUGGGAGCUCACUUAUAUUGGGGAUGGCGGUUAAACAGGCAUCGCGUCCCCGUAAACCUCGGAAUCGCCGAGGCCUUUGUGUUUCUUGUUUUAUAUCAGGCAGACUGAAAGUCAAGGAUUUGGCCCUAUUUACGUCUCUUUGUAUAAUUCCGAACUCUGCCGCCCUGUUAAGGUUCGUUUCUGACGUGCUCUUUGCUUUGAUAAGACCCUCCACCACAGAAUUGGAUCGAGCAAGUCUCGGUUUCUCUGGUAUUGGUGGAAAAGAUUGUGAGAGUCCAAUUUCUCUAAGUAAAUCCAUCGGUUUCUCAACUUCGUCUAAUUUCACACGUUUCUUUUCAAAAUUGACGGUAUUGAAGUCAUAUUUCGUUAUAUUCUUGUGCUCUUUCUUUCCUUUACUCUUUUCAGACCGAAUAAAAUCAGCAUACUCCUUU
Messenger RNA from Ostrea edulis (European flat oyster), 2310 nucleotides. RefSeq lists its product as uncharacterized. The record is from RefSeq and is a predicted model, not a curated record. Bases 117 to 1571 code for a protein of 484 amino acids. The transcript has 11 exons. Gene Ontology annotation, molecular function: protein-containing complex binding. NCBI's taxonomy places the organism in Eukaryota, Metazoa, Mollusca, Bivalvia, Ostreida, Ostreidae.